This is a messenger RNA of Porites lobata, 1746 nucleotides long. The record is from the annotation of a GenBank genome assembly. NCBI's taxonomy places the organism in Eukaryota, Metazoa, Cnidaria, Anthozoa, Scleractinia, Poritidae.
AUGGAUUUUACGGGAGAAAACGUUUAUUUUGGAGUUCCUGUCCUCGAUGGGCAGUUUGAGGACGCCGAAGAAGACACCAGUGAAGUACCUAAGUCGCUAAGUAAGUAUUUGGCAAGUGAAGCGCAGGAAACGACCGCGAAAAACUCAAACGAAGAUCGUCAAAAUGGCGGAUCCAGUGACCACGUGAAAUCUUCAUCAGAUGACUCUUGUAGUGACGAGGAUUUUGGAGAAUGGGAUUGGGAAGACGAGACUGGGGAUUUCACUAAACGCUAUAAUGCUUCAAAAUCCGAAGUUAACGUUAGUAACACCUCUGGCAAACGGCAGUCAACGCUGCAACCGAACGAGAAAUCUUUCGAAAAGUUUGGUAACCGAAUCAAAGUUGAACGGUAUGAAGGACCUAAGUUGUCCAAUAAAGCUGCUAACGUUUUGAUCCAAGCAAAUAAAAAGCUUGAAAAUGAAAGGAUGCGCGCUAAAGAUAAGGCAGACAGAGCGACUGUCGAGCAAGUCCUCGAUCCUCGAACAAGAAUGAUUCUGUUCAAAAUUCUCAACAAAGGAGUGAUCUGUGAGAUAAAUGGGUGUAUCAGCACUGGCAAAGAGGCUAAUGUGUAUCAUGCUACUAAUGCUGAUGGAUAUGAAAGAGCAGUUAAGGUGUAUAAAACUUCUAUCCUAAUAUUUAAGGACAGGGAUAGAUAUGUCACUGGCGAGUUCAGGUUUCGCCAUGGUUACUGUAAACACAACCCCCGUAAGAUGGUGAAGACUUGGGCCGAGAAAGAAAUGCGUAACCUGACUCGCAUGCACCAAGCUGGUAUUCCCUGUCCAGAGCCGAUUAUCCUUCGCAGUCAUGUUCUUGUGAUGGAUUUCAUCGGCACAGAUGGGUGGCCUGCACCCCUGCUUAAAGAUGUCACAUUGUCAGAGUCCAAAUCCCGAGAACUGUAUCUUCAGUGCAUUCAGAUUGUUAGAAAUAUAUUCUGGAAAUGUCGACUUGUCCAUGCUGAUCUCAGUGAAUUCAACAUGCUCUACCAACAGGACCAGCUGUAUGUGAUUGAUGUCUCGCAGUCUGUCGAACAUGAUCAUCCGCAUGCUCUGGAGUUCCUGAGAAAAGACUGUACCAAUGUCACAGAUUUCUUCAAGAAGAAUGGUGUAUGUGUCAUGACUGUAAGAGAGCUCUUUGACUUCGUUACAGAUCCGAACAUCACCGAUGACAAUGUGGAUGAUUAUCUUGAAAAAGCACAAGCCAUCGCUGCUAAUCGAGGAGUAGAAGAGGAGUCCCCCGAAGAGACGGUCAAAGAAGAGGUGUUUAAGAAAGCCUACAUUCCUCGCACCCUCGAUCAAGUAGUGGACUUCGAGAGAGAUGCCAAAAACGCAAAAGAAGGGCAAGUGGAAGAAAUUCUGUACUCUACCUUAACAGGGUUAAAACCUGAUCUUACAGGGGUACAAGCUGGACCCAAUCUACUUAAAAACAACGAUGUUAAUAAUGGAGAAGUUGACGAUGUUACAAGUAGUAGAAACAACGAGAAGAAUGAGGCUGAGAGUAGUGAAAACUCUGAUAAUGAAAGUGAGAGUGAAAGUGAGAAUGAUGGACAAACAGGAAAUGCUUCAGAGGAAAAGGCGCCAGCUUUGAGCCGAAAAGAACACAAGAAAGUCGUGAAAGAAGCCAACAGGGAAAAACGAAAGAACAAAACGCCCAAGCAUGUGAAAAAGAGAAAGGAGAAGUUAGCUAAGACAAAACGAGGAAGAAAUAAUUAA